UUAAUAAAGGAAGAAUAUGAAGUUAUAAAAUCCAUAUAUGAAGGAGACACAAAAUUCACAGAAGUCAAUCCUACAACUUUUAGUUAUAAGUUUGACAGUGAAUCAAGUCAGAAAUCAUUCCUAGUAGAAUUUCAUUGGUUAGAAAAUUAUCCUGAAGUGCCUCCCGACAUAAACCUUGAAUUUUUCUGUAAUAAAUUUUUGUGUAAGAAAACUAAAAACAAGAUCAAAGAAUUUGUGCAUGAUCAAGCUGAACCUAUGUUAAACUCUGCGAUGUUGUACACAAUUAUAGAAGCAAUCAAAGAGAAAGUUGAUACACUUUUAGAAAAAAAUGAUCAAGAUGCGUCUGAUGAUAAUGAGGUGUUAACAUUAGAUGAAUUGAACAUAGAAGGGGCAGUUGCAGACACAUCAACAGCAUCUUGUUCUGUCAGACAAAAAGAAAAGAAAGAAAAACUAACAAAAGCACAGAAGAGGAGACUUUUAAACAGACAGGACAAAGGAGAGCUGCCCAGGGGAUGGAAUUGGGUUGAUAUCAUCAGUCAUCUUUCAUCAACUUCAUCAAAAGACUCCUAG
Molecule: messenger RNA, 570 nt
Organism: Helobdella robusta
Lineage: Eukaryota; Metazoa; Annelida; Clitellata; Rhynchobdellida; Glossiphoniidae
Exons: 5
Molecular function (GO): protein binding
Source: RefSeq, a predicted model, not a curated record